Messenger RNA from Synchiropus splendidus (mandarinfish), 1964 nucleotides. RefSeq names its product vacuole membrane protein 1 (gene vmp1). The record is from RefSeq and is a predicted model, not a curated record. NCBI's taxonomy places the organism in Eukaryota, Metazoa, Chordata, Actinopteri, Syngnathiformes, Callionymidae. The transcript is spliced from 12 exons. The coding region runs from base 270 to 1490 and encodes 406 amino acids.
CUGUCACUUAUCUUUGUGAAAUACUGUCCCCUCUACCGUGACUGUCGUGUAUUUGGCGUCGAUAGUUGUCGGCGGCUCGAAACAAGGACUGACUGUGCUCACGCCGUCAGCAGUAAGUGGCCGUCCCAGUCGCCUGGCUGCAGCUUGGCCGGCUGGAGCACUGGAGGCUGACUUGCCUUCACUGGCAGCGUAGCGUCACCGCGAGUCGGAAGUUCACCGAGCAAGUUAGAGCCGCGUGCGUAGCGCCUGUUAUUCCGAACGUCAGGGACAUGGCAGCCAAUGGAGCGCGCUGUGAGCAGCCACAACGACGAGCCGCACCUAAAGACAAACAGAAUGGCGAGUCAACAGUCGACUCGUCCGUGAAAGAGAGGCGUCAGAAGGAAAAAGAGGAGCGCUUGUCCCUUGUGUUGUGGAGGAGGCCUGUCACCACUUUACAUUACUUCCUACUGGAGACCCUCAUCAAGCUCAAGGAGUGGACCUUUAAGCUUUGGGAAAGACGAGGCGCAGUGUUCCUAGUUGUUGUAAUAUGCUCUCUCUUCUCGAUCGCCUACUCCACAGAGGGCUCACACCAGAUGUUUGUUCAGUAUCUGGAAAAGAAGUUCCUUUGGUGCGCAUACUGGGUCGGGUUGGGGAUCCUAUCUUCAGUGGGUCUUGGCACAGGCUUGCACACCUUCCUUCUGUAUCUGGGUCCACAUAUAGCAUCAGUCACUCUGGCAGCGUAUGAGUGUGGUUCCACCGACUUCCCAGAGCCUCCGUACCCCGACCAGAUCAUGUGUCCCCAAGGCGCAGGAGUGGGGGACGGCGUCUCUCUCCUGUCAAUCAUGUCAAAGGUCCGCCUGGAGGCCUGUAUGUGGGGUGCUGGUACUGCCAUCGGAGAGCUGCCGCCAUAUUUUAUGGCCAGAGCUGCACGUCAGUCUGGUGCUGAUCCUGAUGACGAAGACUACGAGGAGUUUGAGGAGAUGCUGGAGCAGGCGCAGAGUGCGCAGGACUUUGUCACGAGAGCCAAGUUGUGGGUCCAACACAUGGUGCACAGAGUGGGAUUCUUUGGGAUCCUGGCCUGCGCUUCUAUCCCAAACCCUCUCUUUGACCUUGCCGGGAUCACCUGCGGACAUUUCUUGGUCCCGUUCUGGACUUUCUUUGGAGCGACGCUGAUUGGGAAAGCCAUCGUUAAGAUGCACAUCCAGAAACUGUUUGUCAUCAUGACCUUCAGCAAGCACAUAGUGGAGCACAUGGUGUCACUUAUUGGAUCGGUGCCCAAAGUGGGAGCCUCGCUCCAGAAGCCCUUCAGCCAGUACCUGGAGGCUCAGAGGAACAAGCUGCACCAUGCAGGCGGCGGCGCUGCCACGGACGAGAACUGGCUGUCCUGGGUGUUCGAGAAGGUGGUUCUGGUCAUGGUCUGCUACUUCGUCAUCUCCAUCGUCAACUCCAUGGCGCAGAGCUACAGCAGGCGGCUGCAGCAGCAGAAGCACUGCGAGGAGAAGAGCAAGUGAGGAGCCAGGGACGCUGUCACACACCUGUCCACCACAAACCUCAUCCCUUCACCCGGAGGCUGAGCUGCUCCCAGGCCGGUGUGAGUGUGUGGUGCGGCCCUCGCUGUCCUCCUGUCUGUAGUCGUGUGAGUGAGCGUGUGUGUGACGUGAAGACACCUCUGAAGUGAAGCAGCUGCGUGGACGGGCAGUGCCCAGCAGAAGCCAUGCCUUAGACGCACGGGUCCAGACCACCCACCUCUGGACUUCUGACUUGACUUGGUUAGGUGUGUGGACCAUGGUCUCCAUCAGCUCCUCCCCCGACAGACAGCAGGACCCACUCAGUCUUCAUUUGCUUCCUGUUCUGGAACUGGGCUGAAGCAAGGCCCAGGUGCUGGUGUCACUGGGGCUUUGCUCCGCGAGCUCGUGCGCUGGGCUCGGCUCCUUUCUGCUCUGUACAUUCAGGAUCCAGUCUGAUAUAAAAGCAUCUCAAUCAUG